Molecule: messenger RNA, 552 nt
Organism: Pyricularia pennisetigena
Lineage: Eukaryota; Fungi; Ascomycota; Sordariomycetes; Magnaporthales; Pyriculariaceae
Exons: 2
Coding region: 1-552 (183 amino acids)
Biological process (GO): rRNA processing
Cellular component (GO): Mpp10 complex; small-subunit processome; small ribosomal subunit
Molecular function (GO): snoRNA binding; rRNA binding; structural constituent of ribosome
Source: RefSeq, a predicted model, not a curated record
AUGGUCCGAAAGUUAAAACAUCACGAGCAAAAGCUGCUCAAAAAGGUCGACUUCGUCACGUACAAGGGCGACAACGACCACCGUGCAGCCGCCGUCUGCCGGCGGUACAUGAUUCAGAAGCCGUCCGACUACCACACGUACAACCAGAUCUGCGGGUCUCUGCGCAAGCUCGCGCACCGGCUCAGCCUGCUGCCGCCAGACAGCGAAGUGCGGCGGAAGCACGAGUCACUGCUGCUCGAGAAGCUGUACGACGUCGGCGUCCUGUCGACGCAGUCCAAGCUCUCAGCCGUCGAGCACGGCGCCACCGUCAGCGCCUUUGCGAGGAGGAGACUGCCCGUCGUCAUGACGAGGCUGCACAUGGCCGAGAACAUAUCGACCGCCACGAAGCUCAUCGAGCAGGGCCACGUGCGCGUCGGUGUCGACGUGGUCACGGACCCGGCCAUGCUCAUCACCAGGUCCAUGGAAGACUUUGUCACGUGGGCCGUGGGCAGCAAGAUCAAGAAGAAUAUCAUGAAGUACAAAGACAAGCUGGACGACUUUGAGCUUCUCUAA